Impatiens glandulifera is the source of this 2646-nucleotide messenger RNA. RefSeq names its product probable receptor-like protein kinase At4g39110. NCBI's taxonomy places the organism in Eukaryota, Viridiplantae, Streptophyta, Magnoliopsida, Ericales, Balsaminaceae. Gene Ontology annotation, cellular component: plasma membrane; plasmodesma. The record is from RefSeq and is a predicted model, not a curated record. Gene Ontology annotation, biological process: protein autophosphorylation. The transcript has a single exon. The coding region runs from base 1 to 2550 and encodes 849 amino acids. Gene Ontology annotation, molecular function: transmembrane receptor protein tyrosine kinase activity; ATP binding.
AUGGAAAUCAUUCCAGGAGGACCUCCUCCAUUAAUGAUCAAGCUCAACCUUUUCUCAUCAAUGGCGCCUGCCUUCUUCUUAAUCCUCCUCCUCCUUCCUCUUAAUCUUCUCCUCGUCUCCGCCACCCCUGCAAACAAUGCACUCGUCGUAUUCUCGCCUCAAGACAAUUACCUUAUCGAUUGCGGCUCAUCAACCGCCACAACCCUCCCCGAUGGCAGAACAUUCUUAUCUGAUUCCGAUGCAGCAAAGUUUUACUCUUCUAACAAUGAAGACAUUCUAGUUAAUGUCCCUUCAGCUGAAAACGUAACAUCUCCCUUGUUUCUAUCCGCUAAAGUAUUCACGUCCGAAUCUACUUAUAGUUUCCAUAUUGCUAGAGUCGGUUGGCAUUGGAUCAGACUCCAUUUCUAUCCACUUGAUAACAAGGAUCACAAUCUCGCUGCAGCUAGAUUCUCCGUCGUUACAGACACCAUCGUUCUCCUUCACGACUUCACCUUCAAUAGCGAGAAAUCAACGCUCAUCAGAGAGUACAUUAUCAACCUCGAUACAGAACGGUUUUCCAUCAAGUUCAGACCCAAAGACGGGAUCGCGUUUGUGAACGCAAUUGAAGUCGUUUCCGCUCCAGAUAUUCUGAUUCCCGACACUGCUUCCACUCUAUUCCCCAUCAGCGAAUUUUCCGGCCUGUCGGAACAAUCUUUCCAGACCGUCUACAGACUUAACGUCGGCGGUCCGCUUAUUACCCCGCAGAAUGAUACUCUCGAUCGGACGUGGGUACCCGACACCGAGUUCUUGGAGACUAAAGAAAUGGCGAAUACCGUUAAUGUCGCGACUAAUGUUAUCAAGUAUCCUCAGGGAGAAUCGCCAUUGAUCGCUCCCCAAUAUGUUUACGCGACCGCUGUUGUGAUGGCGAACGCGAAUAUGGCGAAUCCAAACUUCAACGUGACAUGGAAUUUAAAUGUGGAUACUUCGUUUGAUGUCCUGGUUCGAUUACACUUCGCUGAUAUUCUUAGUAAGGCGCUCAAUGACUUGUAUUUUAAUGUGUAUAUCAAUGGGAGGGUGGCGAUUUCUGGGUUGGAUUUGUCUACGGUUACUGGCGAUCUUGCCUCGGCGUAUUAUAAGGAUUUCGUUUUCAACGCGUCGAUGGCUAUGAACCCGAUGAAGAUCCAGAUUGGCCCGUUUGAUCAGUCGACGGGACAGAAGAAUGCGAUCAUAAACGGAAUUGAGGUUUUCAAGAUUAAUAAUUCAAUGGGUAGUCUGGAUGGGGAGUUUGACGUGAACGGGAGGAGUAUGAAUGGGGGGAGUAAAGGGACAGUAGCAGCUGUCGGGUUCGCGAUGAUGUUCGGAGCUUUUGUCGGGUUGGGUGCCAUGGCUGUGAAAUGGCAGAAACGACCUCACGAUUGGCAGAAGAGGAAUAGCUUCUCAUCAUGGCUUCUCCCUUUACACGCAGGCGACACCAGUUUCAUGGCUAGCAAAUACGGGUCAAGGAAAAGCCAAUUCUUCUCUUCGACCAACGGCCUUGGCCGAUGGUUCUCAUUCGCUGAAUUAUCAGACGCGACAAAGAAUUGGGAGACAGUGAUAGGCGUGGGAGGAUUUGGAAACGUCUACAUCGGUGCUAUCGACGAAGGAACACAAGUAGCAGUUAAACGAGGCAACCCGCAAUCCGAACAAGGGAUAAACGAAUUCCAAACCGAAAUCCAGAUGCUAUCCAAGCUAAGACAUCGCCAUUUAGUGUCCUUGAUCGGUUACUGUGAUGAGAAUUCGGAGAUGAUCCUCGUUUACGAGUUCAUGUCCAAGGGUCCUUUAAGAGAUCAUCUCUACGGAAAGAAUUUGCCUCCGCUAUCGUGGAAACAGAGGUUGGAAUGUUGUAUUGGUGCUGCCCGCGGCCUUCAUUACCUCCACACGGGAACUCAACAGGGCAUCAUUCAUCGAGACGUGAAAACGACCAAUAUCUUGUUGGAUGACAAUCUAGUGGCGAAAAUGGCAGACUUUGGGUUGUCUAAGGACGGUCCAACCACUGAUAAUAACUACGUGAGCACGGCUGUGAAAGGUAGUUUCGGGUAUUUGGACCCGGAAUACUUUAGGAAACAGCAGCUGACGGAUAAAUCAGACGUGUACUCUUUCGGUGUGGUUAUGCUGGAAGUGAUUUGCGCUCGACCUGCUCUGAACCCGCAGCUGCCUCGAGAGCAGGUGAAUUUGGCGGAGUGGGCCAUGCAGUGGAAGAGAAAAGGAAUGUUGGAGAAGAUCGUUGAUCCUAAUCUUCAAGGAAAUGUAAACCCGGAAUCCAUGAAGAAAUUUGCAGAGGCUGCUGAGAAGUGUUUGGAAGAAUAUGGUGUGGAUAGGCCAACCAUGGGAGAUGUCCUUUGGAAUAUGGAGUAUGCUCUGCAACUUCAGGAUCAAUCUUCUUCUAAAGAAGAUGAUGAAAACAAGGAAACUUCUGCACCAGCAGCAGCAGCACCACCUACGGCAGAAGGCGCCACCAAACCAGCUGAAACUCAGGCAGUUGACGAGCAUUCCGGGUCUGCUGUGUUCAACCAACUUACAGACGGUAGAUAAGAUGAAUAUGGAGAAAAUUUCUUUUAAAAAAAAAAAUACUACUAAUACUAAAAAAAAUGUUUGAAGAAUGAGAGAAUCCAGUUUUUUUUUUGUUCU